AUGACGGCCGUGCAAGUUCCGACAGAAAAGAUUAAAAAUCUAUAUGCUCCUCGGCUCGAACGAUGUGUUGGGAGCCCAGAGUUACUAUAUAGAUUUUGCUGCGCCAUACCACCAUUUUUUACUCAAGCAGUGGCUAAAGCUUGUGGAAGUAUGAGUAAACCUUUUCUUAUGAGGAAAAAUGUAACCGGAAUUCUUCGACAUAUGUUUGAUUGCUCCUACUGGUAUUGCACACUGAAUAAAUAUGACCUACUAACAUCAAAAGGCUUUGUCGAUUUGGAUAAAUAUUUUAUACAUUUAGAUCUUUGGACACAUUUGAAUACUGCAUUCAGUGAUCACAUCAUCGAUGCUAAAGUGAAUUGUAAAGAGAGUCACCGAUUCCAUUUACCUUUGAAUCCUUGUGAAUUCUUCAGGAUGAAUGAGUGUGUAAGAAACUACCUGAAAGUGAAGUGUUCUCAUCCUUUUCCAACUAAGGGAUGUCUUGAACAGAAAAAUUUCUUCGAUGCAUGUGGCGACUAUUUCGUUUAA
Arctia plantaginis is the source of this 525-nucleotide messenger RNA. Lineage: Eukaryota; Metazoa; Arthropoda; Insecta; Lepidoptera; Erebidae. The record is from the annotation of a GenBank genome assembly.